Messenger RNA from Kwoniella shivajii, 564 nucleotides. RefSeq lists its product as uncharacterized. The record is from RefSeq and is a predicted model, not a curated record. Gene Ontology annotation, molecular function: tRNA-intron lyase activity; nucleic acid binding. NCBI's taxonomy places the organism in Eukaryota, Fungi, Basidiomycota, Tremellomycetes, Tremellales, Cryptococcaceae. Bases 1 to 564 code for a protein of 187 amino acids. The transcript is spliced from 3 exons. Gene Ontology annotation, biological process: tRNA-type intron splice site recognition and cleavage; tRNA splicing, via endonucleolytic cleavage and ligation. Gene Ontology annotation, cellular component: tRNA-intron endonuclease complex.
AUGCCCAAAACAAUCCCGUCAUUCUUAUUACCUUUCCUCGAAAGAAACCCUCUUCAAGCAGGACCACUCCUAACGACAACAUAUGAUCUCACAUUAUCUGUAGGAUGGAUCGAUACUCGAUUACUGGAAAUUGGAGGAUGGGUAGUUCUCAUAGGACAUAAAAAUGAAUCGGAUCCAUUACGUGCUGUACUACCUAUUCCGAUACACACAACAUCUCUUAAACCGUCCUCACUGAAAACAAUUUUCAAUCAACUAUCUUCCUUAUCUCUUGAGAAUCUUCCACAACCAUUCGAACCGCUGGCUCCUUCCCUCGAUGAUCUGAGAGAUGAAAUAACCAAAUCUACUCUAACCAAAGAAGAAGGUUCGCAAGAGGUAUCAAAUGUAGACACGGAGACACCUACCAGUCAAGCGGAAAAAGGCGAACGAGAAGGAGAAAUACAGGAAGACCAAGUUAAAUUAGAUAAAGAAACUAUUUAUACUUCAAUAGUAACUCCUGAUUCUACGGUUGUCUACUACAAAAUAUCAAAAGGGAUAAAGAAACCUGCUGAUAUACCCGACGAGUAA